Molecule: messenger RNA, 4697 nt
Organism: Rhopilema esculentum
Lineage: Eukaryota; Metazoa; Cnidaria; Scyphozoa; Rhizostomeae; Rhizostomatidae
Product: creatine kinase, testis isozyme
Biological process (GO): phosphocreatine biosynthetic process
Molecular function (GO): creatine kinase activity
Source: RefSeq, a predicted model, not a curated record
GAUAAAAACUUUACUUGGACGAACGACAAGGUGGCUUUAAUUUUCAGUGUUAUUUUAGACUACAAAACUGCAAAGUCCAAUGAAGGCUUGGACUGGGAAACAAUACAAGCUUUUUCUGUCGUCGUCUUGUCUUCAGAAUGUCCUUUUCUUCAGAAUUUGACAACGUAGUUACGCCACAAUCAAAGCCUCGAUAACCUGAAACAGCCAUACAAAAGACCUCUUUGUGAAUCCGUGACAAUAUCGUCUCGGAUAGGUGUUUACACUGUCCCGUUCAAAAACGGAACCGUGACGGUACGAAAUUCGUUCGCUUUCAAAGCAGGGUCAAAACUGUUCCAGAUAGCAGAGCAAAAUCGUCUCGGUUCCACAGUGCUAGUGUAAACGGAAGGGCGAACCGCGACAGUUUUGUCACGGUUCCAAACUUGCACGGGACAGUGUAAACGGGGUCGGAGUCAGCGCAGCUCUUGUGAAAGAUUCGAUAAUAGAACGUUACUCGACAUUUUCGAACGAAAAGCGACGACCUCUUGUUUGAAUAAUUCUCAACUAAGUCGUUGCAGCUCUGCUCAGAGAAGGAAACAUGGCCGAUAAAGUGCAAAGUGCCUAUUCCCGAUUUUCCUCAGAGGAAGACUUUCCUCAGUUAGCAAAACACAGCAAUUGGAUGGCAAAGGUUUUAACCCAAGAGAUGUAUGCCAAGCUUCGGAAUAAAGCAACAGUGAAUGGUUUCACAUUUGACAGCGCGAUUCAAACUGGAGUUGAUAAUCCAGGACACCCGUAUAUAUAUACAGUAGGCUGUGUUGCAGGGGAUGAGGAGACGUACCAAGAUUUCGAUGAAUUCUUCGAUCAAAUCAUUGACUUGCGCCAUGGAGGAUAUCCUAAGACAGCUAAGCACAAGACGGAUUUGGACCCUAACAAUUUGAAAGGAGGUGACGACCUAGACCCAAAUUACGUCUUCUCGUGCCGCGUCAGAACUGGACGAAGCAUCAGAGGAUACUGCUUACCGCCACAUUGCAACCGCGCUGAAAGGCGAGCCGUAGAAAGAGUCCUCACAGAGGCUUUACAAAAACUCGACGGAGAGUUUUCUGGCAAAUACUACCCUCUGAAUAAGAUGACGGAAGAAGAGCAAGAGCAACUCAUUAAUGAUCAUUUCUUGUUUGACAAACCAGUUUCACCGUUGCUUACUUGCGCAGGUAUGGCGCGCGACUGGCCUGAUGCUCGUGGAAUCUGGCAUAACGACACAAAGAAUUUUCUUGUUUGGGUAAACGAAGAAGAUCAUUGCCGCAUCAUUUCAAUGGAAAAGGGAGGAAACAUGCGUUCUGUUUUCAAGCGAUUCUGCGAUGGCCUCAACAAAGUUGAAGAAUUGAUCAAGAAAUCUGGUAAAGAAUUUAUGUGGAAUGAACAUCUAGGCUACGUAUUAACAUGUCCUUCAAAUCUGGGGACUGGGUUGCGAGCUGGUGUGCAUGUGAAACUUGCUAACCUGAGCAAGAAUGCAAAGUUUGAUGACAUCCUGCAGAGGUUACGUCUACAGAAGCGUGGAACUGGUGGUGUAGAUACAGCUGCAGAAGGAGGCAUCUUUGAUAUAUCAAAUUCAGACAGGCUUGGAUUCUCAGAAGUUGAAUUGAUGCAAAUGGUGGUGGAUGGCGUAAAGCUGCUUGUUAGCAUGGAGAAGCGUCUUGAAAGCGGCGAGCAAAUUGAAGACAUCAUACCAGAGGCUAUUCAAAGGAACGUCAGUUGCUGAAUAUUAGUGGCUGUUCUCAUGGAAUUAGAUUCUGUUCAUAUGAAUAUUAAUGACUUUUUCAUGAAUAUAUGAUUGACUUUAAUCAAAGAUAUUUUGCCACUUAAACAUUGUCAAUCAGCCAAAGAUAUAGUUUAGAUCAUAGAACUUGCAUAACGUGUUGUAGAUUUCUCUAGCUCCUGUAGUCAAAGUGUGUGCUCCGAUGCCUUAGAUUGGGCUGGAGGUAAAUGCAGUUGCAAGAGUUUUUUAUCAUUUUCAGGUCAUAGACUUGUAUUCCAGGGAUCAAUUUUUAAGGGUUUUAUGGACGAGCACGACAAGUUCGUAAUUUAGUUUAUAACCAUACAUAAUGCACAGAGAACUGCCUAACCGAAAUUUUUGAAAGCUUAAAUAUGAAUGCACGGUUAGCAAAAUUUUGACCUUCAAAUUUUUCUUAUCUGAUGUUUUCAUCAGAAAGAGCUUGCAAAAGUCAUCUGACCUAUAAGCAAAAGUUAUGGCCGUGGAAACGUUUUGUCUUGUUAAAAAUUUUACUUCUCUAAAGUUCAAUGAUGGUUCAGUCGCAUAGCUGUGGAAUUAUGAAUUUUAUAAUAAAAACAUAAAGUUUGGUACAAACAACGCAAUUUGAUAUUCUAAAAAGACAAAAUGGAUAUCAGGCUUUGAAAGGGCCCCCAAAAGCUAUUUUGGACUGGGGUCCUUUUCCUCUAUUACGUAGCGCGCCCUAACGUUUUAACUUUGCAAGUUAUACGACAGAACCUUCGUUUUCUGCUGUAAUCUGACGCGCUGAAUAGUAUGAGAUGCAGGCAUACCCGAUUAGCCAAUCAGAAUUCAAGAAUAUGACAACAAACGUGCCUUAAGCUUGGUUCCCACUAGGCGACUAAAUGCAUUCAAGUGCAUUCAAGUUCCGGGCAUUCAACUUGGAGGAGAUGAACACAAUUGAACGCUCACAAAAGUUAAACCCCAAGUUCAAAAAAUUUUGAUCUGUGCGUUGAAACAUAAAAAAAGCCGAAAAAUUCAAAGAAUGUUUCAUUCAUCAACCAACAAGUAAGAUGCAAAUGUAAAGCCAAAAUAAGGCAAUUUCAACCGUAGCAACGCAUGAAAUCGACUUCGUGACUGUUAGCACCUUGCGAUCAAUAAAACACUGCCAACUAACAGAUUUCUGCUAGCCUGUAAAUUUUGAAAAGAGCUAUACAAUCAGGAUUAUUUGAAAUGACUAACGAGAGGCCAUAAACUGAAAGCAUAUAACACCUACAAUGAACACCGUAAAAGAAUUGCGAAAUUUGUGCCACGAAAAUGCAAGGGAACUUAAGUUGCGACCCUGUUGCCAUACUUCGGAUAGUGUGGCUAACAAUGGCCUUUACAAAAUUUUCAAGAGAGGGUUACAACAUCUUACAAUUGCAUAAUUCAUGAGUGAUAAAAGAGCAAAAAUGAUAUUUUUUUAGUGUUUGAAUGCAUGUCCGAGAGUCUUUAAAAUGCGACAUUUUGACUUGUCUUCAUACAGCUAGCUGAGUAUUUAUGUUUUGCAAGUGGGAAUGCCUCGGUAGUUUAUCUGUUAUCUCUGAUUAAAUUAAAGGUUUAGAGAUCAACGCACUUGAACGCACUUAGUCGCCUUGUGGGAACCAAGCUUUAUGGAAUAUACCAUAAAAUAAACUUUAAAAUGAAAGAAAAAAUUGAAUUUCUUUUAAAUAAAUUUUUGAACUUGCAAUUACAUCUACUUUAUUGCAAUUCCGGCAUCAGAUCCUAGGAAAUUAAAUUGUUUUGCAUUUUUCAACCUGUUCUUAAAGAAAUGAAAAACAAAAUCUUCAGAGGGUAUUUUGGUAAUGAAAUUACAAUUGUUUUUUUUCCAUAUCGCAUCACAAACUCCGAUAUAAAAUUUGCAAUGACUUUGAAACACAGUCAUUACACUCAUUUCGUCAACUAGCUAUAAAGCCUGCCAUUUGAUUGGUUGGGCAAAAUAUAAUUUCAAUUUUCAAUGCAGUCUCGUCAUAAAGACUUGAAAUGGUAAUUUACAUGGCAAAAUUAUCAAGCUUACUAUUAGUUAAUUUGUUCUAUAACUUUUAUGGGCUUUAGAUGGUGUAGACAAAGGUAAAAGAUGCUAAACACUUUUUUAUUUAUGGGUCUGUAGUUUUCGUAUGAAUGUUAAGGCACAAAACUGCUAAAAUUGAAUUAUGAAUAGCGCAAUGGCCAGCCUAAAAUUAUUCAGAUAUUACUGCUUUUUAAAGUUAUUUACCUAAGCUUUUCUUUCGAUGUUUGCGCUUCAAUGAUUUUCAAAUUUGCCGCAAUUAAUCUUCAAAAUAUGAUCUUUUUAAAAUGUGUGUUAGCAAUACUACAAUGGGGCUGGAGUUGUUUCUUUCUACUUGUUCCUUUCUCCAUUACCGAAGGCAAUGUACUCAUUAGAGUAUCAUUGUGCCUCCUUACCAUCGCAUAUCACUGACCCGCAAACCUUGCAUGGAAAGAUAACAUUGUCAGGCAGUGGUGGCGCCAGCUAUUACAAAGUGGGAGGGUAAUGGGCGCGGCCAGUGGGACCACGGCCCUUUUGCCUUGUUUCUGUGAUUUGGACGGAGUUAAUUUUUCUUAGGAAAUUUGAUCUACCCCUAUCCAGCGAUUUUUAAUCCAUUUUUAGAAGAAUUAUGUAGACCAUAUUUUCAGAAAAGUGGGGGUAAUUUUUGAAUAUCUGUGAUUAGAAAAUAGCAGGAAUGAGCUGAAAUAAAUCAUGCUAAAGUAUUUUUCGCCCAACACUGCUCAGCAUAUAGUGUAUUGGAUUUUGUUUAAGAGCAGAAAAGUUACCGUAUUUCUUCGAAAAUAAGCCGUGGCUUAUUAUUUCUAUAAAUGAAAUUUUUCAGCCUACUUUUUAAGCGGCUUAUUUUCGAAGUAUUUUCUCAAAAGAAAAGAAAAAUUUGAACAACAAAUUCUUUGUAAAGUAGGUAUUUACUUUAGAGCUUCUGUUCUAAACUGGGCAGAGAUCGACUUUCUC